Bipolaris victoriae FI3 is the source of this 1023-nucleotide messenger RNA. RefSeq lists its product as hypothetical. The coding region runs from base 1 to 1023 and encodes 340 amino acids. NCBI's taxonomy places the organism in Eukaryota, Fungi, Ascomycota, Dothideomycetes, Pleosporales, Pleosporaceae. The transcript has a single exon. The record is from RefSeq and is a predicted model, not a curated record.
AUGUCGAAGCCAAAGGUUCUUAUCGUCGGUUGCGGCGCCGUGGGCUUAAGCCAGGGUUAUCACCUCUCCGCCGGUGCAGACAUUACCUACCUUGUGAGACCCGGUCGCAAACCAGCAUUUCUAGCCCCGAAACAACUCUAUGCGUACAAGACGGAUACACUACACACUUUCUCAUCAUACCGUGUUAUCGAGUCGGUCGCCGAGGUCAAGGGUGAGACAUUUGCUUUCGUUCUCGAUACCUUGGACGGCCACACCGCACGCUCAGAGAAUGGCGUCACAACGAUCCGCUCGGUAGGCAAUCUCGUCAACCAGCCACAGAAUAAAGAGUGCUUUGUCAUCUUCGAUGCCGUCGGCUUAGAUAUAGAAGAACACUACGCCAGCAAUCUGCGCUUGCCGAAAUCUCGCCUUCUAAUGGUGGCAAGCAUGCUUGCGCAUCAGCCUACGCCCAAGAUCUCAGUCCCUGCUGCAGCAAGUAAGGAUCUUGUAGCCAAGGCAGAUAUAUUGUAUUCUCCUGCGCUGCCCGGUGUAGGCCUUCUGAUAGGCAACACACAACCCGCACUCGUCAAGAAAGUCGCUGCGAUCUACAACGUCAAUGGCGAGCUCGUUAUCAGCACGAUGCCUGCAUUCAUCAACGCCUUGUUUCAGUCAAUUGCACUCCUUCAUCUGGUCAUUUGGAAUAUUGACGGCUUCGGGCCGUUCUCGCACCUCCGUUCCAACACCGAACUCUGGAGCUUACUUCUACGGGCUCAGACCGAGAUUCUACGACUUCCACGCUUCGGCUGGACGGGCUGGUUGCUCUCGCUUGUAAUGGGGAGCUGGGCCACGGAGAAGGCGAUGACACCACCUGUGGAAGGCUCUAAGCCGCUUGUUUAUCAUGAGUUUAAUGCGUUUCAUCAUGGGGGUAAAGUCUCGAGGCAGGAUCUUAUGAUCAUGGAAGAGAUACUGGAUGAAGGAGAGAAGUCGGGAACGAAGAUGGAAGCAUUGCGGGAGGUUGUGAGGCGGGUAAGAGCAUUGAGGCCAUGA